GGCAGGACAAGGGGCUAUUUCUGGCCAGGGCAAAGCGAUCAGUCGCUGCUGAACUAUUCGCACAACCGUACAAGCUUUUUUUCCCCCCCUCCUCCCCGUUUCUGACCAUUUCGACAAGAAAACAAGACCCUCCUAUCGUUUCUUUUAUGAAUCUGGCAAAUUACUCUUACUUCUCUGGCAUGUGCAACAUGACCGCCGAGAUGCAGCACUCGCCCGCCGAGGCGAGUCCCGUGGUCAUGUCCCCGGGCGUGUGCCUGGACUCCCCGCAGCCGGCCGCGAUGCUCCAGGCCCGGUCCAAGGACAACGUUCUGAUCAAGUCGGAGCCCCGCGGGAACAGUCCGAGCGCGGAGGACGGAGCCGCUCCGGGACAGACCGAGGAGCACCUGCCCACCGGCAGCCGGCGGAGGAAGAGGCCCGUCCAGAGGGGGAAACCUCCCUACAGCUACAUCGCUCUCAUCGCCAUGGCCAUAGCCAACUCCCCCGAGAGGAAGCUCACCCUGGGGGGCAUCUAUAAGUUCAUCAUGGAGCGCUUUCCCUUCUACAGGGAGAACUCGAAGAAGUGGCAAAACUCCAUCCGCCACAACCUCACCCUCAACGACUGUUUUGUGAAGAUCCCCCGGGAGCCCGGCAGGCCGGGCAAAGGCAACUACUGGACCUUGGACCCCGCCGCCGAGGACAUGUUCGACAACGGCAGCUUCCUGCGGCGGAGGAAGCGGUUCAAGCGCACGGACGUGAGCACCUACCCGGGCUACAUGCAGAGCUCCAGCGCGUUCACCCCGACCCCGAUGGGCCGGCCGUCGUACCCCAACACCCUGUACGCGGGGAUAGGCACCGGGUACGGCGCUCCGCUGACGGCCGCGUCCCCGCACCAGGCCAUGCUGCAUCACUACCAGACCUCCGGCGGGGUCGGCCAAGGGCAGCCGCGCAGCAUGUUCAGCAUCGACAACCUCAUCAGCCAGCAGGCGGUGGCGCAGGGCGGCCCGGGUGGGGGGGGGGACCUCAACUCCCAGGCGCUGGGGCUGGGGCUGCACGCGGGAGGUGACAUGGGCACCAUGGCCUCCAGCUGCUCGGUCACCGGCAGCGACCAGUCGGGGUGCUUCCAGGGCCAGACUGUCAACCCCUCGGGGAACAUGCUGAGCAGAAACAGCGGGAACCUCUCCGGGUACCCGUACUCCUCCUCGGGCUCCUCGGGCUCCCCUCCGCACCUGUCCACCAUGGGCCAGUCCGGGUUCUCCCCGGGGAGCUCUCAGGUGUACUGCUCCGGGAACCGGCUGUCGCUGCCGGCCCUGCGGCCGGGCUCCUGCGCCGAGCACACGGAUCAGCUGCUGGGCCUCCCCAGCCCCAUGAACUCCUACAACAACUCCUACAUGAGACAAGCGAACUUUGCGUCAGGGCUGGAGCGCUAUAUGUGACAGAUUAAUACCCCCCCCGAAACGAAUAAAUCCGUAUUAACAAUUGCUUGCUAGUCCCAAUAUUAAAGUAGGCCCUCACACAUUGAAGCAUGUGGCGGUAAUAUCACUAAUACCAUUGGGCCUCUUCACGAUGUCUGCUAUUCAUUAAACGACAGAUAAAUGUAUUUUCUCCCGGGAUCAGUGAAGAAAUGCCACGUUUGUGUUGUGAAAUCAAAUGACCGAGCCUCGUGAUGAAACAUUCCUAUUUUGAAAAGCCAUUUCGAUCCGUUUGACACAUUCCAUGACUGUAUGUCACGUAGUUACGUGUAUUUUAUUGUGCCACCUUUCGUUCAUAUUUCCUGCGUGUCAGUUAGUUUAACACGUGUUUGUUACUCAUGUGGGCCGUUUUCCGUGUAAAUAGUUUGUUGAAACUUCAUUAAAAGAAAAGAGUGUUAUCGUUGUAGACAACAGGUCGCCUUGAAUAAAUUCAGGUUUUUUUACAGUAAAAUAAAUGUAGUCUUUAUUCUCGAUAGUUCAAAUCUAUUUGUCCGUGAAAGUAAAAUUAUUAUACUAAAAUAUUUUUGAAAAAUCUCCCUUGAUUUUAGUGAAGCAGAUGGUUAUUCGUGUGUGUAACAGCUCAGUAACAGAUCUUUAAAUCUAAAAGAUUUGUAACAAUAGUAAUAAAUCAAAGGUAAAUGUGGCACAUGUCCUACUCAAUGUAGCUACAAAUUAACUAUCACGUAAACAAUUAUACACCCAUAUUCACAAAACAUGAAUUUAGAGUUCUUUGAAUCACAGAAACUCACUGUAAACUAAUCAAACUUUUUGACUGAAAGCUGUACGAAUUAAGUAAAAAUCUGUUAUAAACAGGGCAUAUUGUUCAAAAUUCUAAAUGUGUAUUUACCUUUACAGUUUGGUCUGAAGGUCAUUAAUCUUCAAAUUUAGCUAAAAACAAUAUUUAUCACAAUUUAACUUGUACAGUUUUCUUCAACUCAUUUAUUUUCUUUGAAUUGCAGGCUGGCAACUUAAAAGUGAUAUUUACUGGCUGAAUUGACGCUGAAUUGUCCAUUUAGGUAAAGUUUGUAUUAGAUCGUAGUUUUUUUGUGAGUGUUUAGACAGUGUUACCUGUUAUCAUUUACACUGGCUAUUUCAGAAUAAAUGUUAUACUUGUAUGUAUUAAAGUGGUGCUAUGAAUUGCCAUGCCCAAGAUUAUGCAUAUAAUGAAUGAAUGAAUUAUUAUUAUUUCAUUGCUCAGAAAUCCAGUGCAGAUGAUUUAGGCCUAUACAGCGCCAUAAAACCUGAACCAAAUACAUAUUAAACAGGAAUUUUAUUAAUGCAUUGCAUGUACUUCUCAUUACCUUAUUUUGUUAAUUAAGGCAUUAUCUUGAAAAGCAUUCAGGAAACUCAGAUAUCCAGUGCAGACGUAUAGUGCAGGUUGAGGAAGCAGCUGAACCAUCAGGGCUUCAGGUGAGGUCAUGGCAUUUUGUUAAGAAUCAUUAUGCAUCAGCGAUGUCAUUGAAGGACAUUUGGGGAAAGUGCUAAACUGCUUGGAUUUGCAGUUUAGGGAAAUGUUUCACCAACCGGAAUUGGAGAAACUUGGAUGUCGCAAUUGAACCAUAUUAAACAAAUUGAGAGGAAAGCACUAUUUUAGCCUAUUAAGUGCUGCAGAAUAGAUUGUUCUAAGUUGCAUGGUCUGUUUUGGCUGCACAACUGGGAAAAGUAUUUUUUUUUUACUAUAUUUUGGAUAUAGUGUAUAUUGGCAUC
Molecule: messenger RNA, 3155 nt
Organism: Gasterosteus aculeatus aculeatus (three-spined stickleback)
Lineage: Eukaryota; Metazoa; Chordata; Actinopteri; Perciformes; Gasterosteidae
Gene: foxe3
Product: forkhead box E3
Biological process (GO): regulation of transcription by RNA polymerase II; anatomical structure morphogenesis; cell differentiation
Molecular function (GO): DNA-binding transcription factor activity, RNA polymerase II-specific; RNA polymerase II cis-regulatory region sequence-specific DNA binding
Source: RefSeq, a predicted model, not a curated record